Gastrolobium bilobum is the source of this 2805-nucleotide messenger RNA. Its product is annotated as E3 ubiquitin-protein ligase WAV3-like. The coding region runs from base 374 to 2515 and encodes 713 amino acids. The record is from RefSeq and is a predicted model, not a curated record. NCBI's taxonomy places the organism in Eukaryota, Viridiplantae, Streptophyta, Magnoliopsida, Fabales, Fabaceae. The transcript has 2 exons.
UCCCUCAUCACAACCUUUGUCCAUUAGUUAAGCACAAACGUUAAAAAAAAGCCAAACUUUUACUUCUCUUUCCCUCUCCUUCUCCCUCUCAUUGAUUACAGCCACACCGUUCUCUUUCUUCUGGAUUGGUUUGGUUCCUCUCUCCUCCAUCUUAAAAGCCUAACCUUCUUCAUUUUCUUCUUUCCCAACUCCAUUUCUAUCAUGUUUUCUCUCAAUCACAACAAAGUUCAAAUCUUUCAUACACACACAUUCCUCUCCGAGUUUCACAGCCUUUUGGGUCAUUGCUUGAAGAUCUAAUUGUCAACCCCUUUUAGGUUAACCAAAAAAAAAAAAAAGAAAAAAAAAAAGAAAAGAAGAAGAAGAAGAAAAAAUAAUGGGAAGCAAAUGGAGAAAAAUGAAGCUGGCUCUUGGUUUAGAUUCGUGUGUUCACAUUCCUAGAGCUUUAGAUGAUUCCUCCUCACCCCUCAACUCCACCGCCGCAAGGUUUUCCGGUGAUGUUUCCGGUGACACCUCCGGUUAUCACUCAAGCACUCCGACACCGUCAUCCUCCGGUCUCCGGUUGUCCAAAUAUGGACUCAAAUCCCCCAAGGGGACUUGUGCAAUAUGCCUGAACACAAUGAAACCAGGGCAGGGCCAUGCCAUUUUUACUGCAGAAUGUUCUCACUCAUUCCAUUUCCACUGUAUCACUUCUAAUGUGAAACAUGGGAACCAGAUUUGCCCUGUCUGCAGAUCAAAAUGGAAAGAAGUUCCUUUUCAGAGUCCUGCUUCUAAUAUGCCCCAUGACAUGUCUCGAAUCAACCAAGCAACUCCACAAGACACUGACUGGACGACCGUCGUAAGGAGGCUUCCUCCUCCUCAAGUGGAUGCAGGUAGGCAGAAUAUUUCACUUUAUCAUGUUCCUGAACCAGCAAUUUUUGAUGAUGAUGAAGCCCUGGACCAACCAACUUCAACUACCCUCAAUAUAAAUGAGGCCGAUCACGAUACAAUAAACACAGUAGAGAUCAGAACAUAUCCUGAGGUUUCAGCUGUUCCAAAGUCAGCCUCUCGUGAUGACUUUGCCGUUCUAAUUCAUCUAAAAGCUCCUCAUUCAGGGAGAAAACAAAACGUUGGUGGAAACAAUACUGAAUCACCACCUCCACUUGAAAAUUCCCGUGCUUCAGUUGACCUUGUUACAGUUCUGGAUGUUAGCGGUAGCAUGGCAGGUACCAAGCUUGCAUUGCUAAAACGAGCUAUGAGUUUUGUCAUACAGAAUCUAGGUCCAUCAGACCGGCUUUGUGUCAUUGCCUUCUCCUCCACAGCACGCCGGAUCUUUCCUCUUCGGCAGAUGACUGAUACUGGACGACAGCAGGCAUUACAGGCUGUCAAUUCUUUGUUCUCAAAUGGUGGGACAAACAUUGCUGAAGGCUUGAAGAAAGGAGCCAGGGUGUUUGCUGAGAGAAGAUGGAAGAACCCAGUUAGCAGCAUCAUAUUACUAUCUGAUGGGCAGGAUACAUACUCAGUCAGUAGCACUAGCAGGACCAAUGUUGGAAUAGAUUACCAGUCACUUGUCCCAAACUCCAUUCAUCGUAAUAAUGGUUUGGGUUUGCAGAUACCAGUGCAUGCAUUUGGCUUUGGCACUGACCAUGAUGCUACUUCAAUGCAUUCAAUCUCUGAGAUAUCUGGGGGCACAUUUUCUUUUAUCGAAGCUGAGGAUGUGAUUCAGGAUGCAUUUGCACAGUGUAUUGGGGGACUCUUGAGUGUGGUGGUGCAGGAAUUACAAGUGGAAGUUGUGUGUGUUCACCCUCAUUUGCAACUGGGUUCGGUAAAAACAGGAGGUUACCAAGCAAGCUUGACGGGCAAUGCAAGAAUGGCUUGUAUUAAUGUUGGAGAUCUAUAUGCUGAAGAAGAAAGAGAUUUUUUGGUGACAGUCAAUGUUCCAGUUGAUAAGUCAAGUGAUGAGAUGUCAUUGUUGAUGGUAAGAGGUCUUUACAGAGACCCCAUAACAAAAGAAAUAGUGGCUCUGGAAGAAACUAGAGUAGUGAAAAUUCAAAGACCUGACAUAGGUGGAGAACUGGUUGUGUCAAUAGAGGUGGACAGACAGCGAAACCGGCUUCGAGCAGCAGAGGCAAUGGCCGAGGCUAGAGUUGCAGCUGAGCGCGGUGAUUUAUCUGCUGCAGUUUCUAUCCUUGAUAGCUGUCAUAAGGCAUUGUCUGAAACUGUUUCUGCACAAGCAAAGGAUCGGUUAUGUGUUGCUCUUUCUGCAGAACUAAAGGAGAUGCAGGAAAGGAUGGCAAGUCAACGUGUUUAUGAGCAGUCUGGAAGGGCUUAUGUUCUGUCAGGAUUGAGCUCACAUUCAUGGCAAAGGGCAACAGCACGAGGAGAUUCCACAGACAGCACUAGCCUUGUGCAAGCAUACCAAACCCCUUCUAUGGUUGACAUGGUGACACGUUCCCAGACCAUGGUUCUUGGGGCUCCACAAAACAGACGUGUACUCAGGCCUGCUAAAUCAUUUCCUGAGAGGCAGAGAGGACAAUAAUAAUACUGGAAACUCUGUUUGGAAAAUUCUACUUAGCCUAUACAUACAUUUCUGGGGAGACCCUAAAGUUUCUUCUUAUCUUCUUUUAUUUUUGGUUUUGUCAAGUUGGGGUAUAAUGGAAAGAAAGGAGUUUUUAGGUGGAUAAAAUUCCUGAUUUUGCCAGUAUAAAACUGUAAAUGCAUAUGCGGGAUAAUGGGGGCUUUUGGAGAGAAUGGUGAAAUGGGACAGUUUGGAUAUUACAGUUUGAUUCAGAGUGAUGUACAUAACUUCUUGUUUUCAGUUGAAUUGUG